AUGGUGGCGAUUGUGGCUGCAAAGAAUGUCUCUACAUCCGCUAAUACCGACACCGGUGUGUCCUUCCACCACGCAGCAAAGCGACACUUGCAUCAAGCCACAACAACGCUCUACAAACAGCCUACAGGCGGCGCAUGUGGCUGCUUCGACAACUAUGAACAUCGAAACGGCUUCAAGGCUCAGUUCGGGUUUUCUGGAAUUCACUUCGCAGCCGGCUCCGCAAGUAUCUUUGAUCCAAAGGGUGAGCAUACAUGGUGCGGAAGUGGCUGUGGCACAUGCUUCAGACUCAAGUCUACUGGUCACGCAGCGUGUCAGACUUGCGGCACUGGCAGUGCUCGAGGCCUGACAAUUACUGUUGUCGUCUACGACUUGUGUCCGGCAGGUACAGAGCCAAACAGUGAACAAUAUCACUAUUGCUCGCCCAAAGGCGUCUCUAACUCUCAUGGAUUCAAGUACCAUUUUGACAUCCAUUCCUCUGACUUUACGGUUGGGGGCCACAAGUGGGACAACCCUGUUGUUGAUUUUGAGCCAAUCAAGUGUCCGCAAGUUGUGACAAACUGGCUGGAAAGACAUUGCAAGAAAUGCACUCAAAAGCGUUGA
Molecule: messenger RNA, 600 nt
Organism: Protomyces lactucae-debilis
Lineage: Eukaryota; Fungi; Ascomycota; Taphrinomycetes; Taphrinales; Protomycetaceae
Product: RlpA-like double-psi beta-barrel-protein domain-containing protein-containing protein
Exons: 3
Coding region: 1-600 (199 amino acids)
Source: RefSeq, a predicted model, not a curated record